Rubroshorea leprosula is the source of this 3820-nucleotide messenger RNA. Lineage: Eukaryota; Viridiplantae; Streptophyta; Magnoliopsida; Malvales; Dipterocarpaceae. The record is from the annotation of a GenBank genome assembly.
ACAAAAACUGGUCAGUUUCCUUUAACCCAAUUCAGAUUCCUCUUCGUUACCUCCCCAAAUCAAAACCCCCCAAAUUGAACCCUAAGGGCUCUGCAAUACUGAUCUCAAAUCUGUUGAAUCUAAUCGCGCAUGGCCGUCAUCUAAUCCUGUUUGAUGUUUGGGUGGAUUUGGAGUUAAGGUAGCCAUGAAGCGAGACUUGGAUUUUGCAUUGGGGGCUGAGUCCGAGCUCGCUGGUUCACUUGUUCGGCGUCAGGAGUCGCCGAUUCAGUCUCAGUGUCGGAGUUCUAGUUUAGAACAAGUCGAUGCGAGUGGUAGCUGUAAGAGAGCUAAAGUUACUUUGGUUAAUGGUUACAUUGUUUAUACUCGAACUAGGAAGUCUAGGAUUAAUGCAUGUGAUAGAUUUUUGGAGAAUUUGGAAAGUAGGAGGUUAAAGGGCUUGGAUGAGCGAAGGAAUGAUGGUUUCGAUACUGUAAUUGAGGAGAGACCAGUGGUUGAAACUGUAAUUGGAGUGGAAAAGAAUCUAGUGGCCGGGGAUGUAGUUGAUGAUAGAUUAGCUGUUGAAAAUCGAGUGAAUUUAAUAGAGGAGCUAUCGCUGGUUGAGAUUGUGAUUGAAGAGAGCCAGGAUUUUGCUGAAAAUGCAAUUGAAGGGGACCUGGUUGUUGAAACAUUUAAAGACAACUCGAUUGUUGAAACUUUGGUAUUAGAGAGUCAGUUAGUUGAAAAUGCAGGUGUAAUUGGCUCUGGUUAUGAUUCACAGAUGGUCCUUUCGAAGGGUAAGACAAAAUGGAUGCCAGUGCAGUCUCUGGCUGACACAGAACCUGCUGAGGAAAAUCAGAUGCUUAAUGGUGGGAGUAUUGAGGAGAAGGAUGAUAUCCCCUUGAAGGCUCUUAGAUGGUUUUCUCGAUCAUUGAGGAAACCAGAGGCUGAACCUCAGAAGAGUUUGGCUGGGGCACUUCAACUAGUUGAGAAUGAAGUGGGUUCUAAUUUGGAUGAGGAGGCUGCAGCUGAAGGAAGUGGGUUGGGAACUACAAGAAAGAAUCUGGAGUUGAAAAUGUCAAAAAAGAUUGCCCUUAACAAGUGUCCAAUGACAGUUAAGGAGCUCUUCGAGACUGGUAUACUUGAUGGGGUUACAGUAAUUUACAUGGGUACAAUAAGUAGUAAGACUGCUGGUCUCCGAGGCAUAAUUAAAGAUGGCGGAAUUUUGUGCUCAUGUUCCUUGUGCAAGGGACGCAGAGUUAUUCCACCUUCCCAAUUUGAGAUUCAUGCUUGUAAACAAUACAAACGUGCUGCACAAUAUAUUUGCUUUGAGAAUGGAAAGAGCUUGCUUGAGGUGUUGAGGGCAUGCAGAAGAAGACCUCUGCAUAUGUUGGAGUCAACAAUUCAAAGCAUUAUUAGUGCUUUGCCUGAGGAAAAAUUUUUCUCCUGUAGGAGAUGCAAAGGGACUUUCCCCAUAAUCGAUGUUGGUCAAAUAGGGCCUCUAUGCAAUUCUUGUGUGGAGUUAAAGAAAAAAUCUCAAGGCAUCCCAAAUAGUACAACCAAGAGAGGAGCUAGAUCACAGGAUGCAGUUUUGGUCUCACAGUCUUCAGGAAGUGCUUCAGUGGGUAUCUCUUCACAAAAUAACUGUUUCAGACCAUCAGAACCUGUUUUCAUCUCACAUUCCUCACCAAGCACUUUAGUGGAUGUUACUUCACAAAAUAAGAGGCAAAGAAAGAAACCAAGAAAGUAUGCUGAGUUGGAUGUGGCAUCAAAGUCACCCAAAUGUGAUUCACAGAUUAAGACUACAUCAAGAGUAAAGGGGAAGCCUAGAAAAUCAUCAUUAUUGACAAAGUCCUCCAAAAGUGCCUCAAUGAGCAUUACCUCACAAGAUAAAGUUCAAUGGAAGCUCAUUAAAAGGUCACCAAAAUCAGCUUUGAUAUCAAAGUCACUCAAAAGUGCCUUGCCAGAUAUUUCUUUACUAAAUAGAAGUCAAUGGAAGAUGACAACAAAAGACCAGCGUUUGCAUAAGCUGGUAUUUGAGGAUGGUGGGCUGCCUGACGGAAGUGAAGUAGCAUAUUUUGCCCGUGGAAAGGUAGUUGACACGAAGAGAUUGCUUGUGGGUUACAAAAAAGGCUCUGGAAUUGUUUGUCAAUGCUGCAAUUCUGAGGUCAGCCCCUCAACAUUUGAAGCUCAUGCUGGUUGGGCAUCUCGAAGAAAACCCUAUGCAUACAUUUACACAUCUAAUGGGGUGUCUCUUCAUGAAUUGGCAAUCUCUCUAUCAAAAGGUCGCCGCUAUUCUGCAAAGGAUAAUGAUGAUGCAUGCAUCAUUUGCGCAGAUGGUGGAAAUCUUUUGCUUUGUGAUGGAUGCCCUAGGGCCUUCCACAAAGAAUGUGCAUCUCUUUCUACAAUUCCUCGUGGUCGCUGGUACUGCAACUAUUGUCAGAACUUGUUUCUGAGAGAAAAGUUUGAUGCAUAUAAUGCUAAUGCUCUUGCUGCUGGAAGGGUUGUAGGAGUUGAUGCCAUAGAUCAAAUAACCAGGAGAUGUAUACGCAUUGUGAAAAACAUUGAAGCUGAACUUAGUGGAUGCGUAUUAUGCAGGUGCUCUGAUUUUAGCAAAUCAGGGUUUGGUCCACGUACAAUUAUACUUUGUGAUCAGUGUGAGAAAGAAUAUCAUAUUGGCUGUUUGAGGAGUUAUAAAAUGGCUGAUCUAAAGGAAUUGCCAGAAGGGAAGUGGUUUUGUUGCACAGAUUGCAAUAGGAUCCAUACAAUAUUACAGAAGUUGCUCGAUCGUGGAGCUGAAAGGAUUCCUGAAUUUCUUUUGGAUGUUAUAAAGAAGAAAUAUGAGGGAAAAGGUUUAGACACAACUAUGGACAUUGAUGUAAGAUGGAGGCUUCUUAGUGGCAAAAUAGCUUCUCCUGAAACUAGGCUAUUGCUUUCUCAAGCUGUUUCUAUCUUCCAUGAAUGCUUCAAUCCUAUAGUUGAUGCAACUACUGGACGUGACCUUAUUCCAUGCAUGGUUUAUGGAAGGAAUUUAAAGGGCCAGGAGUAUGGGGGCAUGUACUGUGCAGUACUGACAGUCAACUCAUUGGUUGUUUCAGCUGGAAUACUCAGAGUUUUUGGGCAGGAAAUUGCAGAACUCCCUCUAGUCGCAACUAGUAUUCCUAACCACGGGAAGGGCUAUUUCCAACUAUUGUUCUCCUGUAUUGAGAAGCUGCUGGCAUUCCUGAAUGUAAAAACCCUCGUGCUUCCAGCUGCUGAAGAAGCAGAAUCAAUAUGGACAAAUAAGUUUGGCUUCAAGAAAUUAGAACCGGACCAGUUCAUCAAUUAUAGGAGAAGCUGCUGCCAGAUGGUUAGAUUCAAAGGAACAUCCAUGCUACACAAAGAAGUUCCUGUCUGCCAAAUUGCCAGUAGUAGUACCAAGCCUACAGAAUCGGGUAACAACGGAGAAUAGCAAAGUCAUUCUUUUCAUUUUUUUUAAAAAAAAUUAAUUAGUCAGUGUAAUCAAGUUCACAAAGUGCAUCAAUUGUAAUUCUGUCACAAGUAGUUUGCUUUAUUGUUCUCAAGAAGCAACUACCGUUUUUCCCCCUUUUGAGUUAGUCUGGUUGGACAUCACUUGGUGUACAUUGGCACGUCCUCAUUUUCAAAAAUGCAACUUUCAAACAGUAGCCAAUUACAAAUUGGGUAGAAAUUGGAAUGGUUUAGAUUUAGUUAUAAACUGAUUUCAUAGUGGAUUGAUUUAAUUCCCUUUCGCUUGUGAUGUAAUAUUGCAGUUUUCGAUUAUCGCUUCUGGCAAAUCUCUACACUGAUUAUUUUGUAGCAUUUAGAUCCCCCUCGUUAUUCAUGU